Molecule: messenger RNA, 1421 nt
Organism: Oryza brachyantha (malo sina)
Lineage: Eukaryota; Viridiplantae; Streptophyta; Magnoliopsida; Poales; Poaceae
Product: protein transport protein SEC13 homolog B-like
Exons: 2
Coding region: 140-1087 (315 amino acids)
Biological process (GO): protein import into nucleus; COPII-coated vesicle budding
Cellular component (GO): COPII vesicle coat; nuclear pore outer ring
Molecular function (GO): structural molecule activity; protein binding
Source: RefSeq, a predicted model, not a curated record
GUCUCCUCCUCCUCCUCCUCCUCGUCGCGCGAGCGCGAGCUCGCCCGCCGCCUGCGCCGAUCUGCCGCCCGCCGGUGCUGCGUCCUCACCGAAUCGUGAAGGAGCAUUUGGAGGUUGUGGCACGGUUUAAGUUGGAAACAUGUUGUCGAAGAAAAUAGAGUUGGACCACAAGGACAUGGUCCAUGAUUCAGCUAUCGACUACUAUGGCAAGCGCCUUGCGACUGCCUCCUCAGACUCCACUGUCAAGAUUUCUACCAUUGGCGGCAAAUCUGCCCCAUCCCAUCUCCUUGCGACACUCAGUGGGCACUAUGGCCCUGUGUGGUGUGUUGCAUGGGCCCAUCCUAAGUAUGGUACUAUCCUUGCAUCCUGCAGCUAUGAUGGACGUGUGAUCAUUUGGAAGGAGGGUGCUGGUGGUCACUGGUCUCAAGCCCAUGUAUUCGCUGACCACAAGUCCUCUGUCAACUCCAUCGCUUGGGCCCCAUAUGAGGUUGGUCUUUGUCUUGCCUGUGCAUCUUCUGAUGGAACCAUUUCUGUCAUGACUAUGCGAGCUGAUGGGGGAUGGGAUACCGCAAGGAUUGAGCGAGCUCACCCUGUUGGUGUGACAGCAAUCUCCUGGGCUCCAGCAACGGCACUGGGUUCUCUGGCUGGUCCAGGAGAGCUUGUGUAUAAGCUUGUCUCUGGUGGUUUUGACUCAGUUGUUAAGGUCUGGGGAUUUGUCGAUGGUGGCUGGAAACUGGACAGCGCUCUUCCUUCAGAUGUGCACACAGACUGUGUGAGAGAUGUUGCAUGGGCACCAGUGUUGGGCUCAGCUAAGUCGACCAUCGCCAGUGCUUCUCAAGAUGGAAAGGUUGUGAUUUGGACCAGAGGGAAAGCUGGAGAUAAGUGGGAGGGAAAGAUUAUGCAUGACUUUGGAUCCCCUGUUUGGAGGGUUUCUUGGUCCUUGACUGGAAACAUAUUAUCUGUGGCGGCUGGUGAGAACAACAUUACACUGUGGAAGCAAGCAUCAGAUGGACAAUGGGAAGAAGUGAUGAAGGUCGAGCCAACAAAGCCGGAGUCAUCGGAAGAGGUGAAGAAGGUUGAGCAGUAGGGAGAUUAUGUGACAGAUUCAGUUUUCUUGCAUAUUUGCAUUUUGAUAAGUUUCUGCCACACCGUUUUUGCAAGCAUACCGAGGAACAUUCCCAUCGCUUAUUGUUAGUACUUGGUGCCAUUACAUCAGCUGGUUUUAUGCUUUGGAUGGGUUGUGCUUUAGAAUGCAACAUUUUUUUCUGAUUGAUGUACCUAUUCGGUUCUGUAUAUCUUUUAACUUCGUUUCCGUCGUUGUUGAACAUCACAGCUAUUGCAAGUGUUAUCAUGUACUGGAACCUUGGCUUUCCUCUAAUGUUCGUUAUGCUAUGUUAAAUUGCAGCGAGUUGCAGAACCUA